Molecule: messenger RNA, 2139 nt
Organism: Aspergillus oryzae RIB40
Lineage: Eukaryota; Fungi; Ascomycota; Eurotiomycetes; Eurotiales; Aspergillaceae
Exons: 5
Coding region: 1-2139 (712 amino acids)
Biological process (GO): DNA-templated transcription; positive regulation of transcription from RNA polymerase II promoter by galactose
Cellular component (GO): nucleus
Molecular function (GO): RNA polymerase II cis-regulatory region sequence-specific DNA binding; DNA-binding transcription factor activity, RNA polymerase II-specific; zinc ion binding
Source: RefSeq, a predicted model, not a curated record
AUGCGUGUCGGGAAUGCCGACGACUGCGAUCGUCUCUUGCCAAGUUGUUCGCUAUGUGAUAAGUUCAGUCGACGAUGCAUUUACGAAACGUUGUCAAAGACACCGUUAACCAGGCAAUAUUUGACUGAGGUCGAGGAGGAAUUGACGCGGACCAAGGCUCUACUCUCCGAGCUUCUACCUGGGACUAGUCGUGACAUAUCCAAUGGGGAACGAUUUAUUUAUCCUGAGCAGGGUACGACCGGCGACCGGGGUCUGACGUCCGAGAUCCCUAACCGUGAGGGAUCAUCAGAGCAACCGGAGAGAACCUAUGUACCCCACAGCAAUAUCGGUUCCGAGACUAUCCCUGCUCCGGAGGUCCCCAGCCGACCCUCGCUGGGUGUCUUCAGCGCUUCUUUAUCGAAUAGUGGCCAGCUAUACGAUUACUCCGAUAGGAACCAGACAGGGAUUUCUCACCGGGCCAAUCGCCGAAGCCAGGACGCUGUCAUGUCUAUGGAGACGCCCCCUUCCGCCGGCAAUGUCAACUUCGAAUGGGAUGAACGCACCGAGGACCAGGGUGGUGAUGGGUUUGUAGAUGGAAUGGCUAUUCUCCCUAGCCGUUCUAAUGAUGGUGGCUAUUUAGGCACCGCAUCUGGUGCUGCGUUACUCCGAAUGACUAACUCCCAGUCUGGCGGGGAAAGGCUUGACAUGCCGGAGCCUGGUCGCCCAUUUGAAACAGCAUCUUCCCACCCGUCACCAAGCAUUCCUUUCGCAUUGAGUUCUCUGUCUCAGCUGGAACCGUUUGUCGAUGCGUACUUUUCCCUUUAUCAUUGCUCGUACCCGAUCAUUCAUGAAGCGACAUUCCGUGCGCAGUUCAUGGAGGUCAUUCCACGACCCACCAGCAAUACCUGGCAGGUGUUGUUGUACGUGGUAGCAGCCUUGGGAGCUUUUACAGCUGCAGUGACGCCGACUGAUGUGGAUCUGGCCUUGUUCAAGGCGGCAAAGGCUCGCUUGACUAUUGAUGUACUGGAAACUGGCAGUCUGAUUUUGGUGCAAGCGUUAACCUUGAGCUCAAACUACUUACAAAAGAGGAAUAAACCAAACUCUGGAUACAACUACCUUGGACUUGCUCGGCGGACUGCAAUGGGAAUCGGUUUGCACAAAGAGUUUCCCACUUCGAAAGCGUCCCCAUUGGCAAUGGAGAUGAGACGACGAGUCUGGUACUGUCUCUACAUCUUUGAUGUGGGCGCCAUCAUCACUUUCUCGCGGCCCUUGGAGUUUCCAGAGCAGGGAAUUGAGACUCGCUUGCCAUUAAACAUCCAUGAAAGCGGUAUUACCGCCAGUACACAGACCGCCCCGUCCCCAGUAACUGAAACUACUGUGUAUACACAUCUUCGGGCGCAAGCGAUGUUCCAUCUAAAGACAAACCUGAUUUAUACCAAAAUCACUUCGACCUCAUUCCCAUCUGCGGCUGAGCUGAUCGAACUAGAUGGCCGUCUUAUCGGCGACUGGUUGGCGUCUCUUCCGUACUUUUUCAAUGAGGGGGCCAUCCAGGCGCCCAAGUUUGCUCUCUGCCAUUCAAUCCUGCGAUGGAGGUAUCGUAAUCUCCGCAUCCUGAUGUACCGACCGUUUCUGGUAGGCAAAUGGAUGCUCAACUCCGACCAAGGCCCGGACGGUCUCCGUGAGAAAGACGAUACCCACGUAGAACUUGCCAUUCAACGAUGUUUCGAUGCGGCCCGCGAAUCUGUUGAGCUUAUCUCAUCGUUCUGGGCACAACAUCAGAAAACAACUAUGGCUUGCUGGUAUGGAGUAUACUUCUUGUUCCAAGCGAUCCUAAUCCCAGUGAUCUGUUUGCGGAACAAUCCGUCAGAUCCGGCCGCCCACGGUUGGCGGGAACAGAUUUUUCAGGCAGUCAACACUCUCGAAUCAAUGGUGCCACUUAAUGCGAAUGCUGAAAGGUUUCUCAGAGUUAUACAAUCUCUCUGCGGCUGCUAUCUCUAUCCUCGCAGCAAUGGCUGGGAGGGCCCAAUCCAAGAGUCACCUGAGACACAGAUCGCGAACCUCUACCCUCUGAUGUGGCCAACGUUAGAGAUGGCACAGCUCGAUGGUGUGGAUUCGGCUCUGCUGACACUCUGCCCGUUCUUCUCAGACAACAAUCUGUGA